Molecule: messenger RNA, 330 nt
Organism: Prorocentrum cordatum
Lineage: Eukaryota; Dinophyceae; Prorocentrales; Prorocentraceae
Source: the annotation of a GenBank genome assembly
AUGCUAGACAUGGGCUUUGAGCCGCAAAUGGAGAAGAUCAUGGGGCAGAUUCGUGCGGAGAGGCAGACGCUUCUUUUCAGCGCCACGUGGCCGAAAGCUGUUCAGAAAUUGGCCGCGAAGUAUCUGAAGAAGGACUUCGUUCACGUCAACGUCGGCGAGACGGAGGAGCUGGCGGCGAACAAAGCGGUCACGCAGGAGUUCUUCAAGCUAGACGACGACGAGAAGGAGAACAAGUUGUGGAGGAUUAUGUACGAUAUGGCUGAGGGCACGAAGAUCAUCUUAUCCCCGGUGGCGGAUCAUCUUCGCCAACACCAAGAAUCGUAUCAAUAA